Brassica rapa (field mustard) is the source of this 1625-nucleotide messenger RNA. RefSeq names its product trihelix transcription factor ASR3. The record is from RefSeq and is a predicted model, not a curated record. Lineage: Eukaryota; Viridiplantae; Streptophyta; Magnoliopsida; Brassicales; Brassicaceae.
CGAAAGAUAAAAAGUGUAUUUUUCAGUUUUAAAUAUAUAUAAAAAUAUUGUUGAUCUUUGAGGCAAACAAAAACACAAUCAACAACACGAAACACAAGAGUCAGAAUGUAUUUGUUACACAAACGCAGGUACAUACAUUACCAAGUGUCACUGAUAGUAACAAAGACUACUAACUUAUUAAACUUUUCCCAUGACAAUUGUUCUACCAACGUCACUGAUAGUGACAUACACGUAUAAUGUUUCCACCAGUUUAUCUAGCGCUCAAAUUAGUAAUAAAAACCACUAAAAACUGGUUUGGGCCUGUGGUCAAAACCCACUAAAAAGGGAAUAACAGAACUACUAAUAGCUUUUCCAUAAAAUGGGCUUGGGCUUGGGCUUCACUAAAACAUAUCUCUUACUACUCACUAUCUCAAUGUCAUCGUCGGAUCACAGUGACUCGCUGCUGGCUUUGGACUGUGUCGUUCCGACCAGAGGAUCUCUGUCUCUCAGUGACUUACACUAAGAUGGAGGAAGGCACUUCUUCUGGUUCACGGAGGACACGGUCCCAAGUUGCUCCGGACUGGACUCUCAAAGACUGUCUGAUCCUCGUCAACGAGAUCGCUGCCGUUGAAUCAGACUGCUCCAACGCUUUAUCCAGCUUCCAGAAAUGGACAAUGAUCUCAGACAACUGUAACGCUUUGGAUGUACACAGAAAUUUUAACCAGUGCAGGAGGAAAUGGGAUUCGUUGGUCUCUGAUUACAGCCAGAUCAUGAAGUGGGAGUCUCAGGAACGAGGCAGGGUCCAUUCUUAUUGGUCACUGAGUGUUGAGAAGAGGAGGAAACUGAAUCUCCCCGGGAAUGUAGAUAACGAGGUUUUUCAAGCCAUCAAUGCGGUUGUGAUGAUCCAAGAGAACAAAGAUGGGAGUGAACCUGAUUCUGAUAGUGACCCGGAAGCUCAAGAAGACUUUGACGUUGUUGAUGUCACUGCUGAGUUAGGAUCAAAAAGGUCAAGACAGCGAACUAUGGUCGUCAUGAAGGAGAACCCGCCACAUAAGAGAAAGACAGAAGAGGAGCGACGGAGGAAAAACAUUCAAGAGCAACGUGCAAAAGCAACCCAUCAGAAGAAUAAAACCAUGGAAGUGAAGAAGAAGCCGGUGGUAGAAAUUUCCACUGAUGUAGAAGAAGAAGAAGAAGAAGAAGAAGAAGAAGAAGAAGAAGAAGAAGAAGAAGAGGAAGAAACGAUGAGCAUAGAAGAAGAGAUUAAAGCGUUGGAAGCAAAGCUAGGUGAGAAAGCUGACAUGAUACAUGCAAUAGUCGGGAGAAAUCUAGCAAAGGGAAGUGAAACAGAGGAUGAUGUUGGCAUUGAGGACAAGUUAAAGUUUGUGAAACAGCAAGGAGACGAGCUCAUCGCUUGUCUGAGUGAGAUUGUUAAUACACUUGAUAGACUCCGUGAAGUUCCACAAGAAAUCUGAGUGAUGAUUUUCCAAGCUGAUAAACUUUCAGUUGUAAAUGUUUGGAGUUAUCUAGUUGUGUAGUGUUUCGUAAGAGACUAGCUGUAUGUGUGUAUAUGUAUUUUUUCAAAAAUUAAAAAGUUAAAAGAUUUUUGUAAUUUUAGUAAAGAUGAAGAUUUGUUGAUGUUCUGAAAU